ACUUAAAAAUAGUUUGUAGUUUUAUGAAGGUGCUAGUUGAACAGUCCUCUUAGGAAAUUUCUUGGUGAUUUCCUAAUUAGUCCCCAAAUCAUUUUAUGAAAAUGAAUGAUUGAGUUCAAUACACAGUUUCUUUCCUAAAAAUUAAAGCAGAUAUCAGAUAGAGAACUUUUAUUUUGGACUUUGUUCACAAUAUAUAUAUAUAAAUAUAGCUUGCAAUUGUAUGAUGGAAUAUGGGUUUUCAACUCUCACCACUCACUUUCAAGUCUCAGCUUUUCAUUUUGGAUUUUGUUCACUAUAUAUACAUAUAGCUUGCUAUUGGAUUAAGAUUGAAGUUGAAGAUUUAGAGGGUAAAAACUAGCACUCAAUGACAAUAGGAAUCAAAAGUGUUGUGAUCUUGGUUAUAUGCUUCAGUUUAUGGACUUUCAAUUCAUCUUUGGCCGAACGCUCUAAUGGGUGGAUGAGAGUUCAGCUAAAAAAGCAACUGCCAGACUUCAAGAGAGCAACCGUUACAAGCCUUAAUGUUAAACAUGGAUAUACAGAUUUGGAAUCAGCCAUUUCAUAUAUGAGGAAUUUCAUUGAUAUACCAUUUUAUGGGGAGAUCAAUAUUGGCACUCCUCCUCAGAUGUUCAAUUUGGUUUUUGAUACAGGUAGCUCAAAUAUUUGGGUUCCCUCUUCUAAAUGCUACUUUUCGAUUGCUUGCUACUUUCACUCUAGGUACAACUCAAGGCUGUCGAAAACAUACACCAAACGUGGCAACUUGUGCAAAGUUCCUUAUGGUUCUGGAUUUAUUGCUGGUUUCUUUAGCCAAGAUAAUUUUGGAGUAGGCGAUCAAAUCGUGACAGAUCAGGUGUUUGCUGAAGCUCUGACGGAAAAAUCUAUAGACCUCAUAUUUAACAAAUUCGAUGGGAUACUUGGCUUAGGAUUUCAAGAUACAUCUAUUGGUGAAGCAGACCCAAUAUGGUACAAUAUGGUGCAACAAGGACUUAUUAACCAGAAGAUCUUCUCCAUUUGGCUGAAUCAUAACCCAAAUGAUGAAUAUGGAGGUGAAAUUAUUUUUGGUGGCAUUGAUUGGAGACAUUAUAAGGGUGAUCAUACUUAUGUCCCAAUAGCUGAUACUGGUUAUUGGCAGAUAGAGAUAAAAGGUCUUGACAUUGCAAUCAAUUCAACAGGACAAUGUCACAAUGGUUGUGCUGCUAUUGUUGAUUCUGGAACAUCCUUAAUUGGUGGUCCAACGAUGACAGUGGCACAAAUUAACCAUGCAAUUGGAGCAGCAGGAAUAGUGAGCUUAGAAUGCAAAACCAUUGUUUCAGAUUAUGCAUCCCGAAUAUGGGAUCUUCUAAUAUCAGGGUUAGAACCUGAAAAGGUUUGUACACAAAUUGGCUUAUGUGUAUUUAAUAACUCGGGGUAUACCAGUGGUGGUAUUAGAACUGUUGUUGACGGUGAGUUUAGGAAGAACUCAACAGUUAGCCCGAUACCACUUUGUAGUCUAUGUGAGAUGGCAAUAGUGUGGUUACAAGUGCACAUUAAAGAGCAGAAAGCAAAGGGAAAAGUACUAGAAUUUAUGAAUGAGUUAUGUGAAAAACUCCCAAAUCCUGGGCAAAGAUCUUAUGUUGACUGCAACAAGAUUGGAUCAAUGCCACCUAUUUCAUUCAAUAUCGGAAACAAAGCCUUCCCUUUGUUGCCAGAGCAGUACAUCCUAAAAGCAAAACAAGGUUGUUCAAGAGUGUGUUUUAGUGGGUUUGUUCCUGUGGAUGUUGCUCAACCACAAGGACCACUUUGGAUUUUGGGUAACAUCUUCUUGGGAGCUUAUCACACAGUUUUUGACUUUGGGAAUCGUGAAAUUGGAUUUGCCAAAGCUGCUUGACACUAUUUUGACAUAUGAUUUCAAUUAUUGUAUCCUUGUUAAACAUUUGAUAAUUAUUAGUAUAUUGCAAUGAGAUAAAAGGAUUAAGAUUUUAAA
Amaranthus tricolor (Joseph's coat) is the source of this 1960-nucleotide messenger RNA. RefSeq names its product aspartic proteinase A1-like. The transcript is spliced from 13 exons. NCBI's taxonomy places the organism in Eukaryota, Viridiplantae, Streptophyta, Magnoliopsida, Caryophyllales, Amaranthaceae. Gene Ontology annotation, molecular function: aspartic-type endopeptidase activity. The coding region runs from base 365 to 1864 and encodes 499 amino acids. The record is from RefSeq and is a predicted model, not a curated record. Gene Ontology annotation, biological process: proteolysis; lipid metabolic process.